Mya arenaria is the source of this 1128-nucleotide messenger RNA. RefSeq lists its product as uncharacterized. The transcript has 5 exons. The coding region runs from base 119 to 793 and encodes 224 amino acids. NCBI's taxonomy places the organism in Eukaryota, Metazoa, Mollusca, Bivalvia, Myida, Myidae. The record is from RefSeq and is a predicted model, not a curated record.
UUAUAUAUAAUGUAUGAGGAUGCUGUGUUUGGACAAAGUGAUAAGAACGUGAUUAAAGACGUCGCUAACGGAAAAUAGUGUAACUUGAUUUGUUUUAAGAGAGAGAUAGUAUAUCGCAAUGCAGUGUGGUCAAAGUUUCAUGUUUAACAUAAUUGUGUUGUGGACAACGGCCAUAGAAGGAAUCGAGCCUUUUUCCUCUGUUCGGAAUCAUCACCGUCAAACUAGGGUGCAAUUGAGUUCAUGGACUCCAAAAGGAAACCCGCACGGGCUCGGAAAAUGGCAGCCCUCGUCCUGGUGCCAGUGUCACCUCACUGGAUGUGCAUGCUGCGAGGACAGCCUGGCCAGCCUCAAAAACAGAAAGUUCCAUCUCAACGCUUGUCUUACUGUGGAUUGGAAUUCAGCCACUGAUGCGUACUCCGUUGUUCUCUCCGUCAAUGGCCGAACGCUGUACCACACCAAUACCAAAAGUUUAUCUCUCCUCUUUUCAGUGCCUUCGAGCACCAUGGAAACAUGUGUGCCAGCGACCCGCAUGAAUGCGAAGGGAGAGAUCUGCUUUCGUUUUUAUAACUUCGAUCAAGGGACGGGGAACUUGUGCGCCUCAUUGGAGGCGGAAAUAGAGAUAGAGAAUCUAAAGGAAAUCAUUUCGAUAAAUUAUGGCUGUUUUCGGAUUGGAGCACGACCCAGAGAACAGAUCCGAAUAGAAUCACGUGAAUGGAGUACGGAUUUCCGUGCAAUUUAUGAACGACGACAGAUAAAAACCAUCGCUGCUAGAAAGGAAGAAAAAAAAAUAUGAGAUAGUAAUAUCAUUUCUAUGUUUUAUCUGUUAAACACUAGCGCACGGGAGUCGCUUCAUGCCAGCCCGGGACUUUUAUUGAAACACCAGAUCUCUAAUGUCCAUGUUUAAACGGAUAUAGUCGCCGUUUUCCAACAGUUAAAAAUAAAACAAAAACUAAAGCUUGUUUACGAUUUCAAUAAAACCUUCAAACGAACCAUAUCGAUAUCAUUUUGUAAAAUAAUAAGAAAAUGAUUUCAGUGGCUCUCACGCGUUUUGAUAUCACCGCAAACGAUUUUUCAAGAAUGUUGUACUUGUUUGCACAUAUAAAUAUCAGAAAUAAAUGUAAAACUCUA